CAGCGGCCGCUGGGUGCCGCAUGCGGUGCAGAUCCAGCACUUUCAUUCAGGGGCUUCGUGCUGAGCGAGGAAACGGCGCACAGGCGCGCCUGGCGAAGGAGAGAAAGACCACCGGUGAGGAAAUGCUUUGGUGAAGACCCCCUUCGGGAGGCUUUGCCACAUCUCAUCGCUGUUUUACGGUGGACAGAAGUUGGAGAUGUCCGCAAUCGAAAAACUCCAUGGAUGCCUUUUAAUUUACUCCAUACUUUUUCCGCUCCUGUCGUGUGAAAACCUAGAUGAUGGCUGUGGUCCAUCUUUCCUGGGAUCGGAAAGCGGGGUUCUCUCCUCAGGGAGGUACCCUGACACCUACCCCAACAACUCGCGAUGCGAGUGGAAGAUCCGCGUGGCCAAGGGCAACAGCGGCAUCGUCUUCAGGUUCGGUGACCUUGACGUCGAGGCAUCGCUGUGCGAGUCCAGCUACGUCCGGGUCGUCCAGGGGCAUCGUGCCGAUGGUCCUGUGUACGGCACCUUCUGCGGCCAACCCAAAUCCCCACCCCCGGAGGUGUACAUCAACUCCACCGAGGUUACCGUCCAGUUCCGGAGCAGCACGCACAUCUCCGGUCGGGGGUUCCUCCUGUCCUACGCGGCGGUGGAGCACAGAGAUCUGAUCACAUGCUUGGACACGGGCAGCCGAUUCUCUGCUUUGAAGUACAGGAAGUACUGUCCAGCAGGAUGCAAGGCUGUGCAUGGGGGCGUCUCCGGGGACAUUUCCCAGGGAUACCGACAUACGUCAGUCCUGUGCAAAUCUGCCAUCCACGCUGGGGUCAUCACAAACGAGCUGGGAGGACAGAUCUACGUGGAGGCGAGGAUGGGUUUGAGUCACUACUCUGGUACACGAGCCAAUGGAAUCCAGUCCAAAGCUGGCUCCUUGUCGGAUGCGCUCUUCACGUUCAACAGCAGCGCCUGUAAGAAUCAGAUGAACCUGCAGCCCGUGUCCAGGAACGCGAGCUCCUGGCCCAGCGUCACCGGUAUGGGCGAGGAAACGGACUCGCCGGGUGCGGGGAACCUGUGGCUUGCAGACAACAGCAGCGCCAAGCACUGGCUUUAUCUGGACCUCGGCGAGAAGAAGAAAGUCACGGAGAUCAUAACCGCAGGUUCUGCGCAGUUGGGCUGGUUCGUGCGGACAUACAGGGUAGAGCACAGGGAGAGGAACCGCUGGAAGUCCUACACGCAGAAUAACGGCUCCAAAGACGUGGAUGUGGUGUUUGAGGGAGAUGAAAAUGGCCACCCAUCCCGGAACACCUUCCAGCCGCCCCUCAUCACCCGGUAUCUGCGAAUCAUCCCGCUCAGUUGGCACCGGCAAGUGGCCAUGACAGUGGAGCUGUUUGGCUGUCCUUACGCCAAAGCAAACUCAUCUGAACCAGAAACCCUGAAGCCCAGAACCAAGGCGAAUGGCGAAGCAGCCAAUCUGGUCAAGCUGCUCAUCAUCACUGUGCCCACGGUGCUGAGCGUGCUCAUUCUGUUUGUCAUCUUCUGUUCCUGUAAAAUGCUGCACAGGAAAAAGGCCAAAGACAAAGGCUAUGGAUCGUCAGACGACAAGAAAUCAGGCUGCUGGAAGCAGAUCAAGCAGCCUUUCGUGAGGCAUCCAUCAGGCGAGUUCACCAUCAGCUACAGCCCUGAGAAGGAGCCCAUGCAGAAGCUGGACCUGAUCACCAGCGCCAUGGCUGUAGAGUACCAGCAACCCCCGAUGAUCGGCAUGGACACCGUGACCCGCAAGGGCUCCACAUUCAGGCCCAUGGACACUGAUGUCAAAGAAGAACCCGGCGACGCUGCCACGCACUACGACUACUUGCACACAGUCAAUCAGUACGCCCUGCCGCUGACCAAUCCGGAGCCGGAGUACGCCACACCUAUCAUCGAACGCCACACCUUCCGGAAGGAUGGCUUCCUGCCCGACCCCAGCUACAGUGUCCCGGGGACUGUCCUCAGCAAGACGCCCUCCUUCACAGCUGGCAGUCAUGGCAGAGGACGGGGUGACGGAGCCUAUCAGAUGCCGCAGGUCAAGGUGGAAAGGCGCAGCCCAGAGGGAGUUUAUGACAAACCCAAAGUGGGCUCAUCACCUCUGCCGAACGGCAUCAGCUCAAACUACCAGAGGCCCCAAGCGAAGCCUUUGUUAGCGAAGAGCUACUCCACACCAAGGGACUCUGUGAAGCGGGCUGACCCUGUGGCCCGUGGGCCAGAGCAGGUGGGAACCGCAGGUGGAACCUGAUGACUCAUGAUGCCCAGAUGGGACAAUACCUCGAUUUUAUCCAUCUCAGACGCCUCCCGUUCUGUUCGCCUGGGACCAUGUUUCUAACGUCCCAACAGUGGAACGACUAUUGUUUAAUUUUCGUUGGUAUAUUUUCUGACUUGCGAUAUCAUUCCCCAUCCCUCAACAACGGGGUGCGCUCAUUUCGCCUCCCGCGGACCCCUUAUGUUCAUGUUGCCUCUGUCAGUACACGUUUUUCUGGAUGUUUUUUGGAGACAGGCCUGGGCACGUAAACCUGACUGUGAAUAUAUCCCAACGUACUUUGGGGACUCUCUGUAAAUGUGAUGUCAACAGUCAACCAAUAGAAAUUUGUUGAGGAGCAAGAGAUUGCUUUAAGGCCUCCUCUGAUUAUUCCUUCCUGGAAUUCCCUGGAGUUCACAUGGGAAAUUUUGUGUAUCCAGUCGUAUCUCUUCAGGACACAUCAGUUCCUCUCUGAAGAUGGCACUCCUCAGAUAAGAUGUAGAGGAUCUGAUAGACACCAUGCUAGUGGGGAGCAACAGGCGAGUGUCGGUCCGUAGGAGGAAAGUGAAGCACUAUCCUUCGCAAUGUAUGUGGCCGCAGCGGAGACCAUGUGACCCGGUACAAGGGAAUUCCCAAGAAAAGGGCGGGGGAGGGGGGGUGGCGGGGGUGGCCACAAUGAGCGUUUUGUCACCAGCAACGCAGGUGCCUCGGGGAAGAGGAUGGCAUGCAGGCUUAGCCAAUCAGAGGUCCUGCCCAUGGAUGAUAUGGGAUGUUAUAAGAUGUUAAUUGGAGCACGUGAAUGUGGGUUUUUUUUAUUAUUUUAUUUAAACCAUUCAGUUAAAGAGUGGAAAUAAUUUCUAAUUUGGAUGCUUAUUUUAAUUGUGCUCAGACUUUAAAAAUGAAUCGUUUAUUUAUCUUGUUUUUUAUUGCCUUUUCGGACUGGUCCCAGGUAAAGGACUCCUCCUUCACUGACUGUAUAUUUACAUAUUUGUACAGACCGUCAGCAGCUGUAUAUAGUGAAUUGAAAAGACGUCAUUGUCACGCGCUGCGUCACUCGCACCUUUUGUGCAGUUGCUGCUUGUUGCUGCUCUAUGUGGAGAGAUUGGUGGGUAGGAGAGCUUUGAUUUCUGUGAAAUGUGUAAGGGGGUUGGGGGGGGGGGGUGACAUUGCAGGCAGACCUGCUUCCUCUUUCCUGUUCCUCUCAUUACCAGUGUCUUAGUUUACAUGAAUGUGUGUGAGCUGCUCAGGACUCGAAUAAAGCUGCCAGCAGCUGA
Brienomyrus brachyistius is the source of this 3522-nucleotide messenger RNA. It is a transcript of the gene dcbld1, whose product is annotated as discoidin, CUB and LCCL domain containing 1. The coding region runs from base 197 to 2248 and encodes 683 amino acids. The transcript has 15 exons. The record is from RefSeq and is a predicted model, not a curated record. NCBI's taxonomy places the organism in Eukaryota, Metazoa, Chordata, Actinopteri, Osteoglossiformes, Mormyridae.